GUCAGCCCAGAGGAUGUAAUCUACAAGUUCCUCUUGAGAAAUAUGGGCAGAGACAGAAGGUUGAGCUCUUGUUUCCUUCAGGGAGGUUGCAAGCUUUUUCUGAAAACUUGGGUCGGCCUUGUGGGCACAUGUAGUUUUUAUUUUUUUUUCCCCCCCUCACUCCGCCUUAGCUGUACUUUUAGAACAGUGGUGUUGCAAACAGGCUUUGGGGCAAGUUGUCUGACUGAACCUUUCCUUCCCUUGCUGCUAAGAUGAUCUCAUUCAUUGCCACAGCUGCUUGUAUUAUGGAGUGUUUUUAAAUGACUCUGCAGUCGCCCAGAUUUUUUGUAAAACUUGUGUCUUCACAUCAGUUCUUUGGCAGAUUUUUUUCUGGUAAUAACUUAGAUGUACUUAAAAUAUUAGCCGUGGUCAUUUUUAAAUGUCGUGUAGUUUUCCUACAUUUUAAAUUGUCAGGUCAUAUGAUUUUGUUUAGUAUAUAAAAACUGCCACACAACUGUUUUCCUAAUUUGGUUGGUAUUCAGUUGACCCAACUGUGAUGCUGUAAUGGAUUCAUUUGACCCUUCCAUUUAUUACAUCAGUUAUAUAUUCUGCAUUAUGUUCUCCUCUGCCUUUGUAAAAUAUUUAGACAUUUUAUAGCCUAAGUAAAACAUUGCUCUUAAAAAUGAUAGGAAACAUGACAACAACAAUUAUGUCUUACAUUCCAGGUUUUUUAAUUUGGAAUUUUUUAAAUUUUCCUCCAUACUGCUGAAAUGCUGGAUAGCUACUUCAUACCUAUAUGAUUUUUUUUUUUUUUUUUUUUGGUCUUCCCCAAAGGAGAUGAUAGAAAGUGACAUUACAUCCAUGAUGUCAGGAAUCAUUAGAAAUUCAGGGCAAAAUCAUCACCCCUCGCCGCAGGAAUACAGGUGAGGAAUUUAUCCGUUUGUAAAGAGGUGUUGCAUCCUCGUGGCCCAUUAGAUGACUUUAACAGUUGUGUAUGUUUCUAAAUAAAAUAAAAUAUUCCAGAAAUCCUCUUUAAUGAAGAAGCUAAUUACAUUUAGCUCUUGUCUUUAAAAGGAUUUUUCUCUUUGGUGACUGCUUGUAGCAUACUAUGGGCUCAAAAACAUCCUGGCUUAAAAUGUUUUGAUAGUAAAUCAGAGACAGUGCAAAUAUGUUCAAAGCCUGGUGUGAACUUCUGGUAUAGUCUAUGCUCUAUGUGAUUUGCCAGACUAUGAUACUCUUGUAAAAUGGUAAUGAUUUAAAAGCCCCCUGUCAUGUAGCAUUUUGAAUUGAUAGGAAAAACAGGAGUCAUGUUCAACUAGCAAUUGGGAAGGUCCUAAUUAAAAUAAAUAUUUACUUUAGUUCCCAAAUGCAUUCAUAUGCCAAACUACUUAUAAUAUGAACAGGAACAAACUUGGGUUUGCUGACAACCUUUAGCAAGUAGGCAUUUAUUUACCUAUACCAACACUUACCCAUUUACAUUUUAAAAAAAUCUUUUUUCUGAGAAGUCAUGGGACAGUUAUGCAUGAAUUACAGUGCUUUGGGUUAAUUCAGCUACAUCUUGUCACAUGAGGCGAUGUUUUAUGAAACACAUUAUAGCAUGUGAAUCAGUGCAGCAAAGUGAAGAGGGCUUUUUUUGGUUUGUUUUUAAAUGCUGAGUGGGUGACUCUAACAGCCUGUGGGUGUUUUCAACAUUUCCUUGGGUAAAAGUGGGCAGCCGUAUAUGUUCUCCUUCUUCUUCUAGCCGCUCUCUAUUCAAAAUGCAAACAUUGCCAGGCAGCUUCUUUCAGCGCAACAAGUGAUUUGUUAUACUGGGUGAAGCCACUAUGGAGAAAGACUCUUGGCUUCCACCCCAUCUCAGUUGAGUGAAGAUGACCUUCCAAGCGAUUUGCAGUCCUUGUCGUGGCUGACCUCUGUUGAUGUUCCUCGCUUACAACAGAUGGCUAGUGGAAGAAUGGACUUCAGCAUCAGCUCUCAAGAGUCGAUGCUGCAGCAGACAGGUCCCGUGCCAGGUAAUAUGCAUUCAGCAGGUGCUCCAGGAGCACUGAUUCAGGUGCAGGCCAGUCUGCCACAGGGAAUUCUGGGACUGAAUACUAUUACAUCGCAUGGAGCAAACAUGAGCCAGUACACAGUCGGAGGGCAGCCAUCUCCUAGUUUACAGUCACAGCACUUGCUUUUCCCUGCUCCUCCUUCACAGCAAGUGUUUGCCAUAGCACAGAACGUGCAACAGUGUAACCCAGCUGCAAUAUACAGUGCAUCCUAUGGACCCCAUCCUCAAUAUUCUCAACCUCGCCUUGCUCCUCACACUGCUCAGGAAGUCCAUCCAAAACAUUAUCCCAAGCCAAUCUACUCCUACAGCUGCUUGAUUGCAAUGGCAUUAAAGAACAGUAAAACGGGCAGCCUCCCAGUGAGCGAGAUCUACAGCUUCAUGAAGGAGCAUUUCCCCUACUUCAAGACAGCGCCCGAUGGUUGGAAGAACUCUGUGCGCCACAACCUCUCCCUGAACAAGUGCUUUGAGAAAGUGGAGAAUAAAAUGAGCGGCACCUCGCGCAAAGGGUGCCUGUGGGCCCUCAGCCCUGCCAAGAUCGACAAGAUGGAAGAAGAGAUGCAGAAAUGGAAGAGGAAGGACUUGGCCGCUAUUCACAGGAGCAUGGCCAAUCCAGAGGAAUUAGAUAAACUAAUCACCGACAGACCUGAGACUUGCAGGCGGCCUAGUAAGCAGGCAGAAUCCGAAGUGUCCACACUGACCCACAUGGCAGCAGCCCAAGGCCGAAUUUCCAUCUCCAAGCUGCAGCCCCAGCCCAUGACGCUCUCUCUGCAGUCCAUACCACUGCAUCACCAGCUCCAGACCCAGGCUCGCAUAGCCCCGGACUCACCGGCACCUGCCCAGACGCCUCCUCUCCAUACUCUGCCUGACAUGAGCCAGAGUCCCCUUCCUCACCACCCAAUGAGCCGCGCACCCACAGAAUUCCUGAAUGUGACAGCAGAUAUGAACACUGAAGUGGAUGCUCUUGAUCCAAGCAUCAUGGAUUUCGCACUACAAGGAAAUAUAUGGGAAGAAAUGAAAGACGACAGCUUCAAUCUAGAUACCUUAGGUGCCUUCAGCAACUCCCCUCUCCAGCUCUCAGACUGUGACCUGGGCACGGCUGGCCUCACCCCCGUCUCAAGUGGCAGUGAUUAUUCCUUCUCAGACUUACAGGUCACAGGCCUCUACACUACUUACGCCACACUGGAUAAUGUAGCCUCAUCACAGUACAUGAAUGGUCAAGGCAACAAGCCCAUUGCUCUGCUUUAAGAUUCACACAUGCGAGGACCUAAGUAACUUGUCACAGGCCUAUUCCCUUUGAGGCCUUGGGAUAUGAUCUGAAAGCUAGAAAGCAGCUCCUUCUGCAGACCCCUGCAUCAUGCAAGGUAUUUACCAGAACUCUCAGUGUGAUGCCAGAAUGUAUCAAGCCAGUACUAGCGCAGGGUUUGAGAACACAUCUCCCUCUUCGUCUUCACUGAGAUCAAAAAGGAUUUUGGCUGUUGUAAUACAAGAACGGGGAGCUGACAAAACAGAGCAUGGAAUGCAUCAGUUAGGAAAAACUUUACUAGAACAAUUCACACACUCGUCACAUUCUGGUUAAACGUAAUCCAGUGCUCAGAACUAACGUCGUGUGCAGGACUGGCCUGCAGAUCCUGUUUGACAACAACACACACAGGAACCACUGCAGCAGCUCACUGCUCCAGCAGGACCGAGUCAGAGAUUCCAAGAACUACCUGAUCUUAUGUGUUUGUUUCUUUUUUUUCAAAGAGCCAAAUAACUGCAGCCAUCAAACAAACAGAGAUCACAUGCCAUUUCUGGAAACGCUUGCAAUGCCAACACCUUUCUGAUGUAACUGUCUUUAAUGUAUUGUUGUGGAGGCAGGGUGGGAAGGAGGGUUCAAGCAAAAUUUUUUUAAAUCAAACCCACAAUUUUCUUAUCUAGAGCUUAAUAAAAAAGGAGGGCUAGGGGCUGACCACAUGAAGGCGGUUGUAGGGCUGAAUUAUUAAACUGAUCACUGGAGUGGAAUUUUAGGAAUGACAUUUAUCUUAGGCUAAAAAAAAAAAAGAAAGAUUAGGUUUGUUACAGUAGUUUCUGUGUAUUGUGCUUCUGUUGAGUCUUGUGCUAGGCAGUAUUACUGUUUGUAAAUUUAUUUAUAUUUAUUGUUUGAAGAGAAAAGAAAUUAUGUAAACUGAGCACUGUUCAGUUUUUUUUUGAAAUGCAGUAACUCUAUUUGCAUGAACUAAAUUAUUCAUAAUCACAAAUGCAACACCUUAUUUUAAAUCACUUUUGUAGUACUUCAGUUUCAUUUUGAAAGCUGAAUUUAAACAAGCACUUUUGAUACUGUGAAACACCUUUUAAAAAAAAAAGUCAGACCAAAUAUUUUUUACCUGUACAGUACCAAUUCAUAAUUGUCUUUUUUCCUAAUUGAUCUAAGCAAAAUUGAUUCUUACCAUGCUUUUUUUUGGUAAACUUUUGAAAACUAGUAUGUAUUUGGUAACAUUUUAAAAUUGCAUUUGAAGAAACAGUUCAAACGACGAGUUAUGUAAAGCAAAUUGUAAGAAUUACACUUAAAUGUAGUGUUUAGGUUUUUGUACCUCUGUGACAUUGAAGUAAUAUUUAUUAUUAUUUUUUAUGUUUUGCUUAUCACUGUGCCUCGAGAACAAUUUUACACUUCCUUAUAAUUGUACCAACAUUGUACCUACUUAUAUUCAGACAGAACUCUUCCCUACACUAAAUUAUGACUAAGAAUGUUUUGAAGCAGAAAAAGGCCCCAUUAGUUUAAAUCUGUGUACUGAAAAAUAAGAAUAAAAUAAAACAGUCAAACUUUGCUAAAUUCUACAUACUGAUACUCUGGGAAGAUGUAGAAUGCAGGUUCUUAUCCCACUGCAAUGUCCAGUGGUACUUUCUUGUUGAAAAUCAACAUUGUGAAAAUGAGAUGUGAUGUCUUAUGCAUAUAUAUCUUUUCAAAUAUGCACAUACGUAAUAACCUCUUCUAAAGUGGCAUGAUGCUCCAUGUCAUAAUUUAUUGUUUAAUCAAGUCCCAUUUAGAAAACAAAAUAAUGUGAACAUCGAUCAUUUGAUGUGAGUGGUAUCAUUUAAGAUGUUUUAAUUUUUUAAUAAAUAUUUCUUAGUGCUAACA
Chelonia mydas (Green sea turtle) is the source of this 5141-nucleotide messenger RNA. It is a transcript of the gene FOXN4, whose product is annotated as forkhead box N4. The record is from RefSeq and is a predicted model, not a curated record. The transcript has 9 exons. The coding region runs from base 1916 to 3271 and encodes 451 amino acids. Lineage: Eukaryota; Metazoa; Chordata; Testudines; Cheloniidae. Gene Ontology annotation, molecular function: DNA-binding transcription factor activity, RNA polymerase II-specific; transcription cis-regulatory region binding. Gene Ontology annotation, biological process: regulation of transcription by RNA polymerase II.